Penicillium nucicola is the source of this 882-nucleotide messenger RNA. It is a transcript of the gene echA, whose product is annotated as enoyl-CoA hydratase echA. The coding region runs from base 1 to 882 and encodes 293 amino acids. The record is from RefSeq and is a predicted model, not a curated record. Gene Ontology annotation, biological process: fatty acid beta-oxidation. Lineage: Eukaryota; Fungi; Ascomycota; Eurotiomycetes; Eurotiales; Aspergillaceae. The transcript has 4 exons. Gene Ontology annotation, molecular function: enoyl-CoA hydratase activity. Gene Ontology annotation, cellular component: mitochondrion.
AUGUUUGCAAACAAAUGCGCCCGCUUGGCUACCUCUAAGACAGCUGUCCCUUUGACCUCAUAUCUAGCUCGAGUCCGGGGAUAUUCUUCAGCUGCUGGUAGCUAUGAGCACAUCCUCACCUCGACUCCCAAGCCGGGUGUUGGUCUAAUCACCUUGAACCGUCCCAAAGCCCUCAAUGCCCUCUGCACACCACUCUUCAAGGAGCUCAACGAAGCCCUGAGCAACUACGACAAUGACCAGAGUAUCGGCGCAAUCAUCCUUACUGGCAGUGAAAAGGCUUUUGCCGCCGGCGCCGACAUCAAAGAAAUGGCCCCAAAGACCUUCGCAGAUGCCUACAACGAAAACUUCAUCGCCCCCUGGUCCCAUCUAGCAAACGCAAUCCGCAAACCAGUAAUCGCCGCCGUAUCUGGGUACGCCCUGGGCGGCGGUUGUGAGCUAGCACUGAUGUGCGACAUUCUUUACUGCACCGAGAAAGCAACGUUCGGUCAGCCCGAGAUCAAACUCGGCACAAUUCCCGGUGCAGGCGGUUCGCAGCGUCUGACCCGCGCCGUUGGCAAGAGCAAGGCUAUGGAACUCAUCCUUACUGGCAAGAACUUCAGUGGUAAGGAGGCUGGGGAGUGGGGUGUUGCUGCUAAGGUUGUUGAGGGUGGUAAGGAGGAGUUGCUUGAAGAGGCCCUCAAGACUGCCGAGACUAUUGCUGGGUAUAGUCGUGUUGCUGUUGUUGCUGGGAAGGAGGUUGUCAACAAGAGUCAGGAGUUGUCGCUUAAGGAAGGGGUGGAGUAUGAGCGGAGGCUUUUCCAUGCUUUGUUUGGAAGCAAGGAUCAGAAGAUUGGUAUGACUGCUUUCGCUGAGAAGAAGAAGCCCGAGUGGUCUCAUGAGUAG